This is a messenger RNA of Candidula unifasciata, 1387 nucleotides long. NCBI's taxonomy places the organism in Eukaryota, Metazoa, Mollusca, Gastropoda, Stylommatophora, Geomitridae. The record is from the annotation of a GenBank genome assembly.
CCUACUGAGUUAGAUGAUGAACAAGUGGUCAUCAUAUCUUCAGCCACUUCCCCUGCUCAGACAGGUCAGCACCAGAAGGGCAAGCCAGAAAAUGACCACAGCAUAGACAAACCUUCAGACACUGACAGCGAACCAGAGACUGAUACAUAUCACUUUACAGAGGACCAACAGCGGGCAAUGAUGGAGUUGAUGGUUCAGAAACAAGAAGAAGUAGAUUUGCUAGAUGAAGAACCUCCAGAGUAUAAUGUGAAAGGUCGUUUGGAGCAAUUAAAUGCAGAACUGGCCAAAGAUCCACUACCAGCAGAGGAAAGCCGACAACACAGAGUGGGCUUCAAGGCAGAGAUUGUAGACCUUGUGGCGCCACCUCUUGACUUCAGCGAUGAUGAAUCGCAGCCCAACAGUAUCAGUGGCGGAUUACACAUUGCUACUUCAUCAGUGAUUCUAAAAAAGGAAGAUGGAAGCAGCAAUGACAGUAAAGACAAUAAAGAGAAAGAUGACAAAAAUGCAGCUGAAUCAAACAGUAAAGAAUUUGUGGUCGAACGAGAUGGUCAGUUUGCUUUGUUGAGUGCUAGUGAGCUGUCACCAUCAGAACGUUCAGUAUUCUUAAAUGAAAAUGAAGUGAAGAAGACAGAAAUACAAAGUGAUAGUGAAGGGGUACAAAAUAAAAUUCAUUCAGACAAAAGUCACAGUGCUGGGAAAGUCAAGACUGAUAACAGUUUCACCUCACACAUAUUACCCAGACCUCCGUUGAUACCAAGGCCAAAUACUGCAUUUUCUGGUCCUCGGAGAAACGUCCAGCCAGUUCAAUCACAGCUGACAAGAUCGGCAGGUCAUCCCAGCUGCUGCAACCUUGUUAUGGAUAAAUUUAACUACAAUUCGCCCUAUGCAAUGACUCCCCAGCAGAAAGAGGAGGCAAGAGAGAAGGCAAGAAGACUUGAGGAAGAGAAGAAAGAGAAAGAAAGGAAAUUACGAGAAGAAGCUGAGGAGAAACGGAGAGAAAAUGAUAGUGCCUUUCAAGCUUGGUUGCACAGAAAGAGGGAGGAAGACAGCAAGAGGCAAGGUAAUGAAGCUAACAAGACAAAGUCGGAGCAAGAGCGGAAAGAAGAAAAUGAGGAAGCUUACAAAACAUGGCUGAAAGAGAAGAAAGAACAGGUGAAAAAAGAGAAGUUAUUGAAGAGGCGGCAGCAACUGGAAAAGACAGAUGGGUUAUUCUACCAUUCUUCUGAAGAAUGCGAGAAAGCUUUCAAAGAGUGGCUAAAGAAGAAAAAUGCAGCUUCAAAGAAACAGAUUGAGACAGAGAGACAGAUAAACAGACUUUAUAAAAUUCAAGUCAAAAGAUCAAAGAAGAUACAAGCAAUAAUCAAAGCUUUGAAAGAAUCGCAGGCUG